Messenger RNA from Pistacia vera, 599 nucleotides. Its product is annotated as rhodocoxin-like. NCBI's taxonomy places the organism in Eukaryota, Viridiplantae, Streptophyta, Magnoliopsida, Sapindales, Anacardiaceae. Gene Ontology annotation, molecular function: 2 iron, 2 sulfur cluster binding. The record is from RefSeq and is a predicted model, not a curated record. Gene Ontology annotation, biological process: P450-containing electron transport chain. Gene Ontology annotation, cellular component: mitochondrion. The coding region runs from base 1 to 468 and encodes 155 amino acids. The transcript has a single exon.
AUGGCUACUGCCACUUUUCGAAAGCUCUCCGCCCAAAUUCACCACAUCCCAUCGCUCUCCCUCCACUCCAAAUGCCUGCUGUCCCGCUCCUCCGCCACCUCCGCCAAAGUCUCGGACAGAAUCGUCAAGCUCUUCGCCAUCGACGUCGACGGCCAGAAACGCGAGAUCAUCGGGCUCUCCGGCCACACUCUCCUCAAAUCCCUAAUCAAUCACGGCCUCAUCGACCCCGCCUCCCACCGCCUCGAAGAGAUCGACGCCUGCUCCGCCGAGUGCGAGGUCAACAUUGCUCAGGAAUGGUUCGAUAGGCUUCCCCCUAGGUCCUACGACGAAGAGUACGUGCUCAAGCGGAACUCUAGGGCCCGAGUUUUGAACAAGCACUCGAGGCUUGGCUGUCAGGUUGUGCUCAAUAAGGAUCUUGAAGGUAUGGUCGUGGCCGUCCCCGAGCCCAAACCCUGGGACAUCCCUUGAUUUUAGGCAAAACUCUGCCAUUUUGAGUUUUGGGGAAAUUUAAUAAUCUUCAAAGAUUUAAACUUUUGGUUGUUGGAUACUGCUUCAUCUCUGCCUUUAUGUUUUAUGUGGCUUUCAAUUAUAUGAAUUUG